GCCGUCAAAAAAGUCAAAUCGAUGAGAAAUUUAAUGUCAAAAGACAACAUUCAAGCUAAGAUAUGUUUAGUGGAUAAAAUAUUGCAUUCCGGUAUGUGUGCUAAAGAAACACAUCCGCAGGGAAACAGCUGUUUUGUUUUCACUUUGCCUUGCUGAUAAGAUAAAAUAUUUGUUGACAACGUAAAAGGAAAUUAUGGUUGAACAGGCUGCGGAGGACUAUGCAAAAAUUUUGCAAAGCAUUAAUUUGGAACGAGAGAUUAAUCCGAUUUGUAUAAGUAUUGAGGAUAUGUUGGCACGACUGGACGAAUUCGAAACACUGCUUUCGAGUGUGCGAGCAGAAAACAACAGCAUAUUGGAGAAUCACGUCAGUGGCAUACUUGCAUAUAGCGAUAGUUUUCAGAAUCUAUGCGAGCGCAUAGAUAAGUUAGAACAAUUUGUUGAAAAGGUAAAUACUAACGUCAAUGAAGUGGAAAACUCAAUCGAUAUUGCGGAGCUUGAGUUGAAUGUUACAGAUUAUAGUUUGAAGGGUUUACUUAUUAAACCCCUCCUGGCCAAAGCCAAAGCGUCGGGUAUUUCUUCUGAAGCACCGGAGCAGCCGCAAAGUAACUUAAAAGAUGGCGAAUUUCAACCAGUACAAGUAUUUCAAACAAAUGUACACUUUGAUAGCAGCCAAAUUAGUUAUAGUGAAGAGGCACAAGAAUAUCAAACUAGUUAGUUGUGCUUUAAACCUUAGUUAUUAAAUAUAAAAUACAUGAAGUUUAGUCAAUUGAACAGUGUGGUUAAAGUGGAGGCCUACAUAUAUACUAGAUAGUUAAUCAUUAUUCCAAACACUUUAAAAGUUGCAAUAUAAAAUAUUUAAUUUGUUAUUUUAUCUAUAGUGUAAAUAUGUGACAAGUAUAAAGUUAUCCACGGAUUAUUUAAGAAGAACUCAAAAAAUUGUAUACGCACUAGUUGCUUUCAAGUCCACAUAUGUACAUAAGAACAUAUUUUAUAUCUUUGUCGGUAGACAAUAUUUUAAAAAUAAAGGUCAAUGAAUUUAUUAUUAA
Molecule: messenger RNA, 1046 nt
Organism: Bactrocera oleae (olive fruit fly)
Lineage: Eukaryota; Metazoa; Arthropoda; Insecta; Diptera; Tephritidae
Gene: Blos4
Product: biogenesis of lysosome-related organelles complex 1 subunit 4
Cellular component (GO): BLOC-1 complex
Source: RefSeq, a predicted model, not a curated record